This is a messenger RNA of Anolis carolinensis (green anole), 1514 nucleotides long. It is a transcript of the gene rpp30, whose product is annotated as ribonuclease P/MRP subunit p30. Gene Ontology annotation, cellular component: nucleolar ribonuclease P complex; ribosome. The record is from RefSeq and is a predicted model, not a curated record. Lineage: Eukaryota; Metazoa; Chordata; Lepidosauria; Squamata; Anolidae. The coding region runs from base 74 to 877 and encodes 267 amino acids. The transcript has 11 exons. Gene Ontology annotation, biological process: tRNA processing; translation. Gene Ontology annotation, molecular function: structural constituent of ribosome; RNA binding.
CAACUGGGCGCGAUGUGGCCGGGGCGUGGAAGCGGCUGCCUUGCUUGUUCUGCCCCACGUGGGUGGGUGCAACAUGGCUGGCUUUGUGGAUCUGAACAUCCCCCACUUGCCGGAAAAGGAGGCACUGCAGAAGUUGGUGGAAGCCGCGGCGCACCUUGGCUACUCAACUGUAGCAAUCAAUUAUGUUGUUGAUUAUGAAGAAAAGAAAAAGGAAAUUGUCAAGCCAAUAUCUCCUGGUGAAUUGUUUCCAACUUUGCCUCUUGUGCAGGGGAAAUCCAAGCCAAUUAAGAUUUUAUCAAGGCUGACGCUUGUUGUUUCUGAUCCGUCACACUGCAACAUUUUGAGAUCAUCAUCUACAAACAUAAAGUUUUAUGACAUCUUUGCUGUAUUUCCUAAGAAUGGAAAACUCUUCCAUGUGGCUUGUACAACGUUAGACGUGGACCUUGUGUGUAUCAAUGUAACAGAAAAGCUUCCCUUCUAUAUCAAGAGACCAUCUGUCAGUGUGGCAAUUGAUCGAGGCAUCUACUUUGAACUUCUUUACGUGCCUGCCAUCAAAGAUUCAACUAUGCGAAGGUACACCGUUUCAAAUGCACUCAGCCUGAUGCAAAUCUGCCGGGGAAAGAAUAUUGUUCUAUCCAGUGCAGCAGAAAGGUCUUUACAUCUCCGAGGUCCAUACGAUGUGGCAAAUUUAGGUUUCCUGUUUGGACUGUCAGAAAGCAAUGCCAAGGCAGCCGUUUCAACAAAUUGCCGAGCUGUCAUUCUUCAUGGAGAAACCAGAAAGACAGCUUCUGGAGUGGUGUAUACAAAGAAGAAACCUCGGACUCCUGAAGAAGAUGAGUCCUCUCCUGUCAGUAAAAAAGCCAAGACGACUUUGUGACAAGCAUGUUGUCUGUAGCAUCCACCAACACAGUUGCCAUAUUUGAUUGGCUCGAUGGCAUAGUUUACAUUUAUAAUACAACAUUUGUGCUUGAAGGAAGAUAACAAUAUGUCUUGUAGCAGAGCUUCAGUUGGAUUAUGUGGAACAGUUUUGACUGUGGACAUUGAAUACAUUAUUUACUUUUUGAAGGAGAUAUUUCUUCUCAAACACCUGCUAGAAAUGGAAAUAUAAAGUUUAGGGAAACAAGAGAUCAUGUGUAUAACGUUUUUCCUCCCAAGACUUCUUGAAGGUUCAGUCAUCAUCCCCAGUAUUAAACAUACAACUGGGAAUGGAAAUUUCUCAGUGGCUCUGUCAUUCUGGGUUGCUCUGUCAUCUUGGCAUCUGUUUAUCAAGCUAUGUAAUCAUGCUUAAAACGAUUGCCAAAACAUUCUUGGUUUGUUGCUUUCAAAUUUUCUUUGUUCCAGGAAACAGAACAAUGAGUGCAUUAUAUUGAUUGUGUCUGGGUCGUACCUGACUUUGUGUAGUAUGUGUCUGUUUAGCACAUUUUUCCAGUUGUGAAUGUUUUGUAAACUCCUGUAUGUUAUCCACUUAACAGCUGCGGGUCCUUGGACUGCAAUAAAGUGUGUGUGUGUGUGUG